Liolophura sinensis is the source of this 4513-nucleotide messenger RNA. RefSeq names its product pleckstrin homology domain-containing family B member 2-like. NCBI's taxonomy places the organism in Eukaryota, Metazoa, Mollusca, Polyplacophora, Chitonida, Chitonidae. The transcript is spliced from 6 exons. Gene Ontology annotation, cellular component: membrane. The record is from RefSeq and is a predicted model, not a curated record. Bases 169 to 861 code for a protein of 230 amino acids. Gene Ontology annotation, biological process: regulation of cell differentiation.
ACACCAGAGACGUACGACAUCUCGAAAUUUUACAGGAGAAGAGAACGAAACCCGUCCGUGAUUUGGGCAGUAAAACGAAACUAUUGUUUGUGUGUCUGUCUGUUACAAGAGAGAGAUUCAGAUAUACGAUCACAAAGGUUGAACAAAGCAGGGAAACGGCGAUAGAAAAUGGCGAGGCCCUAUGAAAUAGCCAAGGCAGGCUGGCUUCAGCGGCAGACAUCUGUAUUGAAGCGCUGGAAGAGAAACUGGUUUGUGUUAUACCAGAAUGGGGACCUGAAGUACUUUGAGAAUCCAGAUAGUCAUGUUCCAGAGGAGUGUAUAGUGGUGAGAGCAGAGUGUACCAACAUACUGACUGGGAAACAGAUAGAGUCACUGUCUCCGCCUGAAGGCAGACCUAAGGAGAACCUGUUACAGCUGAAGCUAAGGACAGGGGAGAUAAACUUAUGUGCGGACAGUGUGGAUGAUAUGAGAACCUGGCAGGUGUUGUUGGAGGAUGCUCGUGUGAUGCGUAACCCUCCCCCCGCCAACGCUGUGAUGGGUGCUCCCCCUCCAUAUCCUGGAGCAUAUCAGAUGCCACCGCCCCCACCGGUUGCAGGUUACCCCCCCACAGCGCCCUACCCACCUCAGCAGGUCACUGCAGUGAACUACCCUCGUCAACAAGUGACCUAUGCUUACCCUGGACAGGUUGUAUAUGGAGCUAACACAGUACCUUAUGCGUAUCCACCAGGUCCCCAGACCACCAUUGUGUACACGGACAAUGACUACCGGCGUAGACACGGGCUAAACGGGGACAUGGCUACAGGGUUUGUGGCGGGUGCUGCCCUUGGUACCAUGAUGUGGACCCCCAUGCUGUUCUGGUGAAAUGUGGACACCUUCAGAGACUCUAUGCUAUCAUCGUGAAAGCUUCAAUCUAAAGGUCUCGGGCAUCUACAAUGUCUCUCAUAACUCUCACGUUGCCAUGGUUGUGGUUUGCUGAGAUAAUAGAAAUCGUUCUGCUUGUGUUUAUCUAAUGUUAUAAUCUGAACGGUUUCUCCUGUUAUGUCUUGUUCAUAAACUCUGUUGCGCCUUGACAAGUGUCAGUACUGAAGUGAAGGUCUUGACUAUUAUAGUGUACGGGUGCAGCAUGAAGUUUGAAAUUUGAAUAAUUUGAUCAUAUGUGGUUCUGUUUAGAGAGAUAUUCCUUGUUAACAUUUUUCUAUUUCUGGCCCCACCCAUUUUAUUAAAAAUAUUGAGAACUGUUGUGAUCAUUCAAUUUGAAUUAUUCAUCUUUUAACUGAGACUAUUAUAUACACGGAUGUAUAUAUUGCCAUCCCUUAUGGUAAGCAAUCUAUCUUGCUGUCAGCAGGUUCAAACCCAAACAACGUACAUUCUGCUUAAAAUUUUAGUCAUUUUGACAGGUGAUUCUCCAUCACCUAAUCCAUAGCUCAUGAUCAAAGACAGGCUGUCAGAAACAUCUUUAAUAUCAACAGCAGACUCGUAUCUUUUUGUAUAAUAGCCCAAGCUUUAAAUAACCACAGUGUUUAAUUUGUUCCAUGUUGGUAUUUUAAGGUAACCUAAUUUUUCCAACCCUUGCAAUCAUCUCUGCGAUCAUUAGUUUGAAUCAUUCUGAGAGAACUGUUGGGUUGGCGUCUUUAAUGACACAAACCAAUCAUUUUUAGUGUCAUUUUUAUAAUAAUUGUAUGCAUAAAUUACAGUGAAAUAAGGGCUUUACAGCUCGAAAAGCUUUACAUUAUACAUGUAUCUAAAGCCUUGUGCUGCAGUAGUUUUGAAAUUGUUUUUGGGGGUGGGUGGGGGGAGCUUGGUCAGUGUCUACAUCAUGCCAUAUCAGAAAAAUUUUGUAUAAUAUAAUUUUUUUUUGUAUAUUAUCCCUUUCUUUUAGCUGAAGAACAUUUCCUGUAUAUGUAUUUACAAGUUCUUGUGUGAUCAUCAGUGUUUUUGUAUGUAUUGCCCACACCCUGUAGUACCACACUGCACAUGGCUUGUGAUUUUGAACCUUUCUGACAGGUUAAGGAUGUAUGAAAUGUUCGCGUUUUUUUUUUCUGAAUGUAGAGUUCAGUAUGUGUUCUAAUUAACAGGCUUGUAAUGUUGCCAAGUUCUACCAAAAUCGAAUAGAUUUCCUUGAAUUUGCUCCAACAAAAUCUUGUUUAAAUCUGGAACCACAAAAUAGUUGCUCCAAACUGAGAUGUUCAUAGUGAUUUGUUUGAUGUUCCUAAUGAAGUGAAACAAUCAUUGUUCUAAUGUAAUAAAUAUAUGAGUUUAAAUGUGACUUUUAAAAGAGAAUCCAAGCAGAUUCCCAAUGGGGUGCUUCCUGCAUUCCGAGCCAGUUUGUUGAUGAUAUCAUUUCCAAAAUUUCUGUGACAGAAAAUGUGCAUAAAAUAGAGUUGUUAUUAAGAGAUAUGAAUUGCAUGUAUGCAUAGCUUUUUUCAUUUCCCUUAAAAAUAUGAUCUUUAUUUUAAAGUUCCUGCUCAUGUAUCGUUUUAAUGGAAACUGAAAUUUACCAACAGUUCCACAUUUUGGACACAUGAGUAUGUCUGGCAACUCUUGGAGCCAUGUACCCAAAUUCUUCAGCCUUUUCAAUCACCAACCAAUAUUUUGAAACACUCUGAGAGAACUGUGGGUUGUAGAGAAAUAAUUUGCACAGUUUUAUGAAGCUUGGAUCUGUAAUGACACACAUCAGAUCAUUUCUAGCAUCAUUUUCCUAAUAAUUGUAUGCAUAAUUUCAGUUGAAAAAAGUGCUUUAAUGGUUGAAAAGGGUUGAAGAUUUACAUUAUGUGCCAUAAAGCAUCUCUGUUUUAAAUACGAAACAGAACCUUAAAAACAAAAAACAAUUAAGAAAGAAAACUGAAGACCAUAAUAAGAGGAAUGAAUUGGUGAUAAUGGGCCCAACAGACAUGCUCGGCUAAGAUAUGUCAUAGUGAUGUUGGCCGUGAAAGUUUAGUGGGCUUGUUUUCCUGAUGUUAUUGGUUGGCUAUGAAAAGUUGGGUGUGUAAUCGCAUAUAAAUGUGCAUGUGUUGUGGACAAAAAUGGAAAGUAACGGAUCAAAUUGUUAAAAUUAAUUUCUGUUGUUGGCUUAAGCACUGAUUCUUUACACUUGCCAUUUCUAGGCUACAUGCACAAAUCUGUGAUGCCCACUGUUAUGACAGCAUGAAAGGUGUAAUCACUUGUAUGUCAACCACUAUGUUUCUAUUAAUUAUUAGUCCUGGUGUAAGGUUUCCAGUCUUUGGAAAAUAGGAAAACUGAACUUUCAAUUUGCAGUGCAUAAAUCAGAGACUGGAAUAUUUAUGUGGCAAUCAUAAUUCACUCAUGAAUUUUAAGUGCAUUCAAGUUUCAUACUUCUAAAUGCAUUUUUCAUUUUUGCUUCUGAUAUUUUGAUGAUAUUUUUACUUCUGAUAUCAGUGAAUAUAAGUCCCUGUUUGGAUACAGUAUUGCACUGUUUUGAAAUUGUUUUGCUUGUUGUACUUUUUUCAUUUUGUCAUGUUUGUUGAUAUCUUUGUUCCAGGAGAAAUUGUUUCCUAGAGCUUUUAUAUUUUUAUCAUGCAGUAAAAAUGUUUAAUUACUCAGCUGAGUGUUUAACGUUCAUUAUUCUACUGUAUAAUUAGCAUUGGCUAUCAGCAUUGGUUAAGUUUGACAUGCAUCUCAGGUCAUCUCACAUCUUGUGCACAACUCAGAAUUGCUGAUAAAUUGUGCACAUUGGUUGAUAAUUAUGCACAACUCAGAAGGCCUGAUAACUGCACAACUCAGAAUGGCUGAUAACUGUGCACAUUUCAGAAAUGCUAGUCAUAGUACAUAUUUCAGACUUGCUAAUAAUUGUGCAAAACUCAGAACAGCCAAUAAUUAUGCACAACUCAGAAUGGCCGAUGUUUGUGCACAAUUCAAAACUACUGUUCUGUGCCUCUUGCUAUGUGGUAAAACUUAUUGCAUGUCUGUGAACUUAACUGGUUUGUAACCAUAUACACAUACAGCCGUACUGAAUAUUCUGAAAUAUUUGUUUCUGGGUAUAAUAGUUAAAUCAUUACACUAUUGUGAUACAAGCAGAUAAUUUUAAUGUGCAGACUUAUGGUGAGAGUUUGUAAAGUUACGUUUGUAAGAAAUGGAUUAACAAAAUGAAAACUGGUAAACAGAAGCAUUGUGUGUAAAGACGAGUAAAGAUUGGGACUACUGGAUGUUGGUGUGGCCAAGUGGUCUCGUGAGUCACUCUUACUCCAGAGCAGAGGCCUUUGACCAGUGAGUGCAGAUGUUAGUAUAUACAUGUAGCUCUCCCUGGCAAAGACUGAUUGUAUUUCAGCAAUUUAGAGAGAUUGUUGAGCUGAGUGGAAUACACGAAUAGCAUCCUGAACAUAUCUGGUGUCACUCACAAGAAACACAUUGCAGAUCCAAUUUUCAGAGUUAAUAUAACACCUCUUUUUUUUUUAUUAGUUAAUGUUAUUAGUAGAUCAUCUCAGCAGGUCAAAGGUCAUAAGAACGAGAAACAGGGAUAUUUUCUAACUUAAUAAUAAAAAAUAUUGUAUAUAUA